CUACGUCAUCACGGUGCGCCAUGCAUGGUGAGGUGAAAUGUCGUGGCCAUCUUCGAAGAUCGCUGUUUGAAUAGUUGGAAAGUGCCGAGGAUUUUUGAGUUUUAAUAGAACUCUUCAGCUUUUUUUUUUCUUAUUCUGCGAUCUGAUUCAAUUGCUAAUCGGAAUGCUGAGAGGCCGAUUUGUUUACGCGCAGGCGAUGAGCUAGAUAGCAGCUGGGUGUCUCGUUCGGCGAUGGUGGCCUUGCGUGGCUAGCUAGAUGGGACUGUAAACAAAUGCCUCAUGACAAGAGUACACUGUUUUUGGUAAGCAAGUUUAAAAGCCUACAGCUUUGGAAGUUUGUAACCCCUUCUCGUCAGUAACCAAAUGAGUGAACGAAUAGAUUAUAUUGGUCACUUUCAGACUGUCCUCGACGCAACACGCCUCGCUCGGUCAACUGGAUAACUUUGCAGGAUUUAGUUAAAUUUCACCAAACCAGCGCUGCAAGUGUGAGUUUCUUGAAUAACUAAAGGCGGAAGGUACACCAGACAAAACAUGUCGUCCUUCUCCGAGUCUGCCCUGGAGAAAAAGCUUUCUGAACUCAGCAACUCCCAGCAGAGCGUUCAGACCCUGUCGUUGUGGAUCAUCCACCAUCGUAAACAUUCACCUCUCAUCGUCAAAGUUUGGCACAGGGAGCUGAAAAAGGCGAAAACCAGUAGGAAGCUGACGUUCCUCUAUCUAGCCAACGAUGUUAUCCAAAACAGCAAAAAGAAAGGACCGGAGUUCGCCAAAGACUUCGAGACCGUCCUGGUCGAUGCAUGCUCCCAUGUGGCCCGGGAGGCAGAUGGGAGCUGUAAGAAGCCCAUGGAGAGGCUGCUGAACAUCUGGAAGGAGAGGGCUCUGUACCGCGCAGACUUCAUCCAGCAGCUCAAACUAGCCAUUGAGGACUCCAACAGCCCAAAGCCUGCCGUCGUGUCCUCCAACGAUAAAGUCACCGAGGAGAAGAGGGCAGCGAAGCGGAGCUACCAGAAGAUCCAGGAGGAGGAGGAAGAGGAGGACGACGACUACAGGAGCCAUGCCUCCCCGCACACCACCGACGCUACCGCCGCUCUACUGACUGAGGAGCUGGUAAAAGCGCUGCAGGACCUGGAGAACGCCGCGUCGGGAGACGCUGCCGUACGCCAGAAGAUAGCCUCGCUGCCGCAGGAAGUCCAGGAUGUCUCGCUACUGGAAAAGAUCACUGACAAGGAGGCGGCGGACCGGCUGUCGAAGACGGUGGACGAGGCGUGUCUGCUGCUGGCCGAGUACAACGGGCGGCUGGCGGCGGAGCUGGAGGACCGCCGGCAGCUGGCACGCAUGCUGACCGACUACAUCAGCAGCCAGAAGAACGCCCUCGGGGAGAGGGAGAAGAAGCUGGAGGAGUUCAAACAGAAGCUGGCCCGGGUAACCACGGUGCGGAAGGAGCUCAAGUCCCACAUCCAGAGCCUGCCCGACCUCUCGCUGCUCCCCAACGUGACGGGGGGCCUCGCACCCCUGCCCUCCGCUGGUGACCUCUUCUCCACUGACUGAGAGACCCCCCCCCCCCCCCCCCCCAAGACACAUACACACUCUAACCCCGCCGCCAACCUGUGGAGUCAACACAAACACACACGCACACACACACUAUCUCUCUCUCUCUCUCCCCCCCAAACAAUUUGUGGCUUCUCAGAGCAAGUGAGUGAGAGACGGAGAGAAAAGUCACAGUGGACAUUUUUCAAUGACACAACAACUCCCUCCAUUUCUCCCGCCCGUUUAUUAUCAAAGAUUCUACUCCACCAGCUCGGAAAACUAUGGCUUCCUGUUUUUGGUUUUAAUACCUUCAAGUUUUUUUAUGCCGGGACUGUGCUACGGUCUCAGAUAUAUAUGUGUGUGUGUGUGUCUAUGUAUUAGGGUUGGUGAGGGUGAGGUCAUGAAUGGCAAUGCCUAAUCACUACUUGUCAGAGGAAGCCCUGUAUAAUGUGUUAUGGGGCUGGCGGGACCUCGCUGCAACCCCGAUGUGAAGGAGUGUGUUCCCUUCAUUUUGUUAAGUUUGCUUUAAAACGUUGGGAGAGCGGGCGCUUCUCUCGCAGAGUGUGAGCGUGCGCGUGUGCCGAUAGUCUACAACUGUGACAUCACAGACUCUUUGCCGUGGACGUAGAAGCCUGGAAUGCAACAGCUCUUGACCUUUGUUGGGUGUCCGAUUAGGUUCAAAAGAGUUUAAAUCGUUUAAUUUGGAAUGUCUUAUUUUUAAAUUAUUGUUUAGUGUUUUUUUCUUCUUUGUUUGAGCAUGGAGCUUAAACAAGAAAUGAACAGUGCAAGUAGUUCAUGCAUUGGAGAAUUUCGAUGGAUGGGUAAAAGACACAUUUUGUUAUGCGGAAAACUACAUCUCCCAUUUGUUCAAAAGGAAAAAAAGGAAUAUUCAUUCAUUUUUAAAUGUAUGAAAAACAUCUGUUUAAUGUGUUAAACAUUUUUUGCCACAUUGUUUUUUGUGUAUUUUUAUUUUUUUACCCUUGGUAUCCCUGUUUAGCAUCAGAAGGUCUACACCGCUUCAGUUCUGAAGGACAGUUCUCAGGUGUUUAUUGGUAGAGGAGUCAUGGUUUUUAAAUGUUAGGACAUUUCAGUAGCUUUAGGAGGGUAAGAAUCCAAAUGCAAACCACAGGCCUAGUAGUUCAGCAACGUACUAUCUCUUUCCCGUUUUUAUUUGUUUAGGCCAGAUCUCAUAAUUGGAAUAACGUAUGGUUGGUGUUCUUUCAUAUAUAUGUACAGAUAAAAUGAUAUUUGAGAGCUUUUAAAGUGACAAAGGCUUAAUUUGUGUAACAAAUUAUUUAAAAGCUUUCUGAACUGUACCACUGAUCAACUACAAAGUACACUGUCCAUAUAUGUACUACCCAACUUGUACCAACUUCAGGAGUCAGGACUACUCUGAUCGAACGAUCAGGCCUGGCAGGCAUAUCUGCGAUCUCUGAGUCUUAUGUGAGUAUGGCAUGAGUCACACGGCAGCACCAAAUGAAACUGUUUAGGUUUUGUGAGUUUACAUUAAGAUUGUGGACACCAGCUUUGUAGACCGUUCCAUAUUUGACUUUCGUCCCACGGAUGACACGCUGUCUGACCGUUGCAGAAUGGAUGUGAUUUUUCCAAGGGGUGCUGCAGGUGUACGAGGAUGGUACUGCAUUAUUUGAAUGUUAAGUGACCGUUUCUCUUAGCAGAAUCAUGCUGUCCCACUAGCGUUUGAUUAUUCAUUUCUGUAAUUAAAGUGCUUCAAUGGAUACUAAUAAAGUGUAACCAUUUGAACAUA
This is a messenger RNA of Gadus morhua (Atlantic cod), 3289 nucleotides long. RefSeq names its product regulation of nuclear pre-mRNA domain containing 1B (gene rprd1b). Bases 532 to 1545 code for a protein of 337 amino acids. Gene Ontology annotation, molecular function: RNA polymerase II complex binding. Gene Ontology annotation, biological process: mRNA 3'-end processing. NCBI's taxonomy places the organism in Eukaryota, Metazoa, Chordata, Actinopteri, Gadiformes, Gadidae. The transcript has 8 exons. The record is from RefSeq and is a predicted model, not a curated record.